GUCUGUGGUGGCUAUAAAUGCGGUGAAAGCCCGACUCCUGGCCGUAGCUGGGUCUUGGCACGUUUCCAUCUUCUCACCGGAGAAGUAGAUUAUCAAAGGAGGAGGAUUCGAAGUUCUUGAGCAUUCUACACUACAGAUCUCGAUUUCACGAUCAUGACUACUUCAAAGCGUCUUGCAGAUAGGAAGGUGGAGAAGUUUGACAAGAACAUCAAGAGGAGGGGUGCAGUGCCCGAAUCAACAAAGAAAGGAAACAAUUACCCUGUUGGACCUAUUGUUCUUGGAUUCUUCGUAUUUGUGGUCAUUGGAUCUUCUUUGUUUCAGAUAAUCAGGACAGCAACAAGUGGGGGAAAGGCCUAGGAUGAACUUCCUUACCCGUUUAGGAUUGGAAGACAAUGCUAGGUUCAUGUUUGCUGAGUGUUUGUUAGGAUCUAAGUUAUACCACCUGGUACAAAACUAAUAUGGUAAUGUUGUUUUUAUUUUAACUUUCAUCUUAGAAAACUUUAAUCAACUAUUGAAUGCAAUCUUCUCUGUUUUAAUCUUCAAGUUACCAUGGUUUAUAUUAGUAUG
This is a messenger RNA of Impatiens glandulifera, 567 nucleotides long. Its product is annotated as probable stress-associated endoplasmic reticulum protein. NCBI's taxonomy places the organism in Eukaryota, Viridiplantae, Streptophyta, Magnoliopsida, Ericales, Balsaminaceae. The transcript has 3 exons. The record is from RefSeq and is a predicted model, not a curated record. Gene Ontology annotation, biological process: endoplasmic reticulum unfolded protein response. Bases 154 to 357 code for a protein of 67 amino acids. Gene Ontology annotation, cellular component: endoplasmic reticulum.